Messenger RNA from Nilaparvata lugens (brown planthopper), 2380 nucleotides. Its product is annotated as S-methyl-5'-thioadenosine phosphorylase-like. Bases 235 to 1083 code for a protein of 282 amino acids. Gene Ontology annotation, molecular function: S-methyl-5-thioadenosine phosphorylase activity. The transcript has 6 exons. NCBI's taxonomy places the organism in Eukaryota, Metazoa, Arthropoda, Insecta, Hemiptera, Delphacidae. The record is from RefSeq and is a predicted model, not a curated record. Gene Ontology annotation, biological process: nucleoside metabolic process. Gene Ontology annotation, cellular component: cytosol.
CAAUCCAUUUACCCACAUUUUUACCUUUGAAACGUUGAUUAACAUUUUCUUUUAGGUUAUGCUACUGUUACUAUUGCCUAUUGAUUCUUGUCAAAGUCACACCCGCACCCGCACCCGUAAAAUCAAAUUAUCUUCACCAGUUUCCUGCUAGCUGCUGCUGGUUUUAUUUUAUUGCACGCUGCAGUAAGAUACUAAUUCAGUUUUUAAAGAUCAAAAGUAAUAGAAUCUACAAAAAUGGCUUCGAAGUACAAAAUUAAGGUUGGUAUCAUUGGUGGCUCAGGAUUAAAUAAUCCCAAUUUCUUCAAAGAUGAAAAAGAACUCGACAUUGAUACGCCUUUUGGAAAACCCUCAGAUGUUCUUAUUUCUGGGAAAAUUGAGAAUGUCGAUUGUGUUCUGUUGGCUAGACAUGGAAGGCAGCACACAAUCAGCCCGACGAACGUGAACUACAGAGCCAAUAUUUGGGCGCUGAAGAAGGCCGGCUGCACCCACGUAAUAGCGUCGUCUGCGUCCGGAUCCCUGCAGGAGCACAUCAAACCCGGAGACAUGGUCGUCGUCGACUCUUUCAUAGACAGAACAACGAAGAGAAGUGCAUCGUUCUACGAUGGAUCGGUGGAUGAAGCGAAAGGUGUCUGUCACAUUCCCAUGGAGCCAGCAUUCUGCAACAAAACUAGACAAAUCCUGAUAGAAGCAGCUGAGGAAUUGGCAAUACCGGUGCACUCCAGUGGAACAUCCGUAUCAAUCGAAGGACCGCGAUUCUCUUCGCGAGCUGAGAGCAAUUUGUAUCGUUCCUGGGGCAUUCAGCUAGUCAACAUGACAUUGGUUCCUGAAGUGGUUCUAGCCAAAGAAGCUGGUUUGUGCUAUGCAGUCGUAGCAAUGGCCACUGACUAUGACUGUUGGAGAAUUUCAGAAGAGGGCGUUAAUGUGUCGGAUGUUCUCAAAACAUUCAAGGAGAAUGUUGAGAAAAUCACCAAACUCUUUUUGAAAGUGGUGCCAAGAAUUGCUGAGGAAAACUGGGAUGACACCAUUGACUCCUUGAAAGCUACUGUGGAAUCCAGUAUCAUGCUACCGCAGAGCAAGAAAUAGAUAUCCAUGUCACACGAGUAAGUGAAUAAUAAGCAUCACAUGAACUGUCAUGAUGAAAGCAACAAUAUCAAUUUACGAAUUAAUCCAGAAACUUCCAACCACUCUGCUCAAAAACAAUAAUGAAUUUACUCUCUGCUCUAGAUUUGAAGUUCAUCAAGGAAGUAUAUCCUAUUUUAUUGGACAAGCCAGCAAGGGAAAGCAUGGUUGUUGAAUCAUCUAAGUUGAAGAUAGAUUGAUCAAUGGCACCCAUUGUUGUCAUCGCUGUGCUAAAAUCAAGCUCAAUUUUUUUUUGAAACAUGAAAAUCCUAUUUAUGCAAGAGUCAACAUGAUAUUGAAAAUAUUUAAUUAAAUAGAUUUCAGUCUCCAUACACGUGAUGGGAUAAUUCGAUUAAUCAAAUUGCACUAGCCAACUGGAACUUAUCGUAUUAUAUUAAUCAUUCGAAAACUCAAAACAACUCAAAAGCACCUAAAAAACGUAAAACACAUUGCACAGAAAAUACCUCAAAUAUUUUAUAAGAAUAAGUAAUUUUAAUCAGUCGAUUCUAACGUUAGUUAUUAAUACCAAUAGAACAGAAAAGGGCCAAAUAAACAGUCCUAAGGCCCAUUAACGGCUCAAAUGAUACAUUCAGGCGAGGUGGGACCUCCCUCCCCGCAAGGGACUCUACCAACAAAAAGCUAUACGAUUGUACACGUCGCCCCUUCCACUUGUGUGUGGUCACAAUCCUCACAAAAUACCCCAAUUGGGACUCCAUCAAGUCACUAAAAUAAACAAGCUUCCACGGAAAACCCCCCACAACCUUCACUCCUUGAAAUAUGAGCUCCUAAAUCCGAAAUCCCUGGGGUGAUCCAUUCCCAAAUCAGCAGCCAAUCAAUUGAUAUCCCGAGCAUACACCCUCCAAGAGUGUUCAUCCCAUGCCAUAUUAUAUUUUUAAGCACAUCAAUAAUUGUAGUGACUCUUUCCAGUUUCAAAAAUAACUCAAAUUGUGUAAUCUUUUCAAAAUGGAACAAAUUUCCCUAGAGUCGACACUCUGAGAAAUCAAAUUUAUCACGAGACAAACAGUAUCCUGAAGGAAUAUACCCUCAGUUUCCCAAGUUAUUUGCCGUUAAUCCGGAAAUGGACCACCCCAAAGACUUCAACCUCAGGCGACCAUAAAUUAAAUUAUCUCAAGAAGUAAAAAUCAUAAAAAAGGUUUUAUUCUCAGAAACCCGUACCAUCCUGGCAACUUUGUAGUUCCCAAAUCGAAAUACUUGAAAAAAUGUCACCAGUAGAAAGUUUCCAAAAGCGAGAUGCAUAACC